UUUACUUAAAAUUUGGAUUGGAUUUAUAUAAAAUCUCGGUUUUGAACCCGAAGAAAAGGUGAAAUGUUAGAGCAUGAUUAUCGCCAAAACCCCUAAGGGGUUUCUUUACAAUAUUUUAGUAAUAUAUUUGGGCUAAAAACUUUAUUAGAAACCCAAUGUUUUUGGGUGGUCCAUUGGUAAAAUUAUUUUUGGUUAAAACAAAAAAAAAUUGAAGAUAAGCUUUUGCCUUCUGCAAUCGACCAAGCGAAUACUUUGAUUCUCAAGCAAUGAUGAAGCGAUCAAUCAGCUAAGUCUUUGGACCUUCUUCAGUGAGUACACUCGAUUCCGCCAAUAAAAACCGCAGUAAGAAGACUGCCAUGAACGAGAUCGGGACGGGAGAGAGACAAAGGAUAUGACUGUGGUGAACGAGAUCGUGAGUGGAAUCAGCGAAUUAGAGAUUGGGAGCGGGAGGAGGAGGCCAAGGCUCGGAAGAAGGCGCAAGUUGAGAAGUUAGUAGAGUGAGAGAGGGAGAAGACGACCAUCGACGCCGGGGAGAUGAUGAUUGAAAUGAAAAAUUUUCUCCACAAGAUUUUUUAACCAAUGAUAUGGUACCACCUGGAGACGGGUAAAUUCUUAGACAUAGAGAUUGAGAGAGAUGAAUAUUGAGGCUAGAGUCGGUGUGGCGGUGGAUGGAGCUCAGAGCGUUGUGGAUGCCGGAACCAUGAGUUUAUCACAGAAACAGCCGCAGAUUAAGCCGCAGGCUCACUUCGGCAUCGUUGAGAAUCUCCUCGCCGGUGGUAUUGCCGGCGCCUUCAGCAAGACCUGUACCGCUCCUCUAGCUCGCCUCACCAUCUUGUUUCAGCUGCAAGGUAUGCAUUCAGAAGCUGCAGUGUUAAGCAGGCCAAGUUUAUGGCGUGAAGCUUCCCGUAUUAUUAACGAGGAAGGAUUUAGAGCCUUUUGGAAAGGAAAUCUUGUUACUGUAGCCCACAGGCUUCCCUACUCUGCACUGAACUUCUAUGCAUAUGAAAAAUACAAUAAAUUUUUCUAUUCGAAUCCAGUCUUACAGAGUUAUAUUGGAAACGCGAGUAGCAGCCCGUUUGUGCACUUUGUAAGUGGUGGCUUGGCUGGAAUAACAGCUGCUUCAGCUACAUAUCCUCUCGAUCUUGUUAGGACACGUCUUGCUGCUCAGAGAAAUGCAAUGUAUUACCAGGGUAUUGGGCAUGCAUUUCGUACCAUAUGCAGAGAUGAGGGACUUUUGGGUCUAUAUAAAGGACUUGGUGCUACAAUGUUGGGUGUUGGGCCAACCCUUGCAAUCAACUUUGCUGCGUAUGAGUCUAUGAAAUCAUAUUGGCGAUCUCAUAGGCCAAAUGAUUCAACAUUGAUUGUUAGUCUUGGUUGUGGAAGUCUAGCUGGAGUUGCUUCUUCAACAGCUACGUUCCCAUUGGAUCUUGUGAGAAGAAGAAUGCAAGUAGAAGGAGCCGGUGGAAGAGCGAGGGUGUACAACACGGGACUCUUAGGGACAUUCAAACACAUAUUCAAGACAGAAAGCAUCAGAGGGCUGUACAGAGGAUUAUUGCCUGAAUAUUACAAAGUGGUUCCUGGCGUUGGCAUCACCUUCAUGAUAUACGAGUCUUUGAAGAUGCUCUUGUCUCCUCCUGCCCCUUAUACUUAGAGGAAUUUAGUGCUUUAGCUUGCUUUAUAUUAGGAGAAGAAAGGAACAACAAAUUUGUUUCCUUCGCCCAUCUUUUCAAACCCCUUUGCCUUUAGUAGGAAAUUUUACUGUUCUUAGUGCCGUGAAAAAGAGAGAGAGAGAGCAGAUUCUCCAGUGUAUAGGUUAGUUGCAUUUGGGUGUUUAACAUUCAAAUGCAUCAUUACACUGUUUUUCCACGCGAGCAAUCUCCUGACAUAACAAUUUUGUCUUCUCAUUUGCUAUUUGACUCUAUUCCUUCACCAAUUUUACACUUAAUGAUACAGUAAG
Molecule: messenger RNA, 1957 nt
Organism: Eutrema salsugineum
Lineage: Eukaryota; Viridiplantae; Streptophyta; Magnoliopsida; Brassicales; Brassicaceae
Product: mitochondrial substrate carrier family protein B
Exons: 8
Coding region: 635-1651 (338 amino acids)
Biological process (GO): transmembrane transport
Source: RefSeq, a predicted model, not a curated record